UAUUUCGGUAUAUUUGCGAAGGUCCGACGGUCACACUGGAUCCGAGCGUCGGAGAAAAAAAAUUGCGCUAGAAAUUUGCAAAGAAAAAUAGUUUGCCGGAAAAAAGCCACACGUUUUGGCAAUAUCCCGAUCGUCAACUGACGAACAAAGAGGCAACUAGACGCGUAGCAGCGUGUACAGCAUAGUGAUAAAGAAGAGGAGGGACAAGACACAGUUAAUUUUCCAACAACAAAUUGCAGCAACGACGAGCUGAAUACAAGAUGUCUGGCAUUGCCAUAACAAGAUUGGGCGAGGAGCGCAAGGCCUGGCGGAAGGACCAUCCGUACGGAUUUGUUGCACGUCCCGCCAAGAAUCCCGAUGGCACCCUCAACCUGAUGAUUUGGGAGUGCGCCAUUCCCGGCAAGAAGUCCACCCCAUGGGAGGGUGGCCUCUACAAACUCCGCAUGAUUUUCAAGGAUGACUAUCCGACCUCUCCGCCGAAAUGCAAAUUCGAGCCCCCGCUCUUCCACCCAAAUGUGUACCCGUCGGGCACUGUCUGCCUGUCGCUGCUGGACGAGGAGAAGGACUGGCGUCCGGCCAUCACCAUUAAGCAAAUUCUGUUGGGCAUCCAAGAUCUGCUUAAUGAGCCGAACAUCAAGGAUCCGGCACAGGCCGAGGCAUACACCAUUUACUGCCAGAAUCGCCUGGAGUACGAGAAACGCGUGCGCGCACAGGCCCGUGCCAUGGCCGCAACCGAGUAAAUCCGCUUUUCAAUCCACACCUAUGUAGACAUAACAAAUAACACAAAAAAAAAAACCGAUCACCAACAAACACACAACACACAAAACAAAAACA
Messenger RNA from Drosophila subobscura, 834 nucleotides. RefSeq names its product SUMO-conjugating enzyme UBC9-B (gene lwr). Gene Ontology annotation, cellular component: nucleus. Gene Ontology annotation, molecular function: SUMO conjugating enzyme activity. NCBI's taxonomy places the organism in Eukaryota, Metazoa, Arthropoda, Insecta, Diptera, Drosophilidae. The coding region runs from base 261 to 740 and encodes 159 amino acids. Gene Ontology annotation, biological process: protein sumoylation. The record is from RefSeq and is a predicted model, not a curated record. The transcript has 2 exons.